This is a messenger RNA of Oncorhynchus kisutch (coho salmon), 1645 nucleotides long. RefSeq names its product solute carrier family 66 member 2. NCBI's taxonomy places the organism in Eukaryota, Metazoa, Chordata, Actinopteri, Salmoniformes, Salmonidae. Gene Ontology annotation, cellular component: trans-Golgi network; endosome. The transcript is spliced from 5 exons. The record is from RefSeq and is a predicted model, not a curated record. Bases 224 to 817 code for a protein of 197 amino acids. Gene Ontology annotation, biological process: retrograde transport, endosome to Golgi; phospholipid translocation.
AUCAUUGUGUCGUGCAGUGACUCCCAUAGAUGUUUUCCCAUAGCCAAUAGUUGCGUUGGUUGAAGUCAAAUUGUGAAGACCGUAUACUGUAUACGGUAUAUCUAAUUUGUCUAUGAACAGGUUGGAGCGCAUGACUGAGGAGUUGUCUAUAAAUCUGCGCGUAAAUGGAAGAGGGCUGGGUGUGACUGAGGCCAGGCUGCCGUCUGUGAGGCCCUAGCUAGAGAUGGACAUUGAGGUGGGCAUCCUGGAGGAGGACAUGGAGGGCUCGUGGACCUUGCUGUCGUGGCUGGCCUCCUGUGUGAUGGUGUUUGGAGGGGCCCUGCCUUACGUGCCUCAGUACCAGGAGAUCCAGAGGAGCAGCAACACUGAGGGAUUCUCCACCCGUGUUUGCCUGCUGCUGCUCAUCGCCAACAUCCUACGCAUCUUCUUCUGGAUAGGGAAGCAGUUUGAACUGACUCUGCUCCUCCAGAGUGUGGUGAUGAUCAUCACCAUGCUAGCUAUGCUCCACCUCUGCUGCAACAUCCAGCAAGCCAAUCGGAUCAGCACCAACCAGCACCACUUCACAGAUCUGGACCUGCGCUACUUCUGGAGCUGGAGUGCGUUUGAGGACUACCUGCUAUUCUGUUUUGCCUUCACGGUGCUGUGUGCCUUCCUCACCCUUCUCCUGCUGGACUCUGUGCUGUUCGUGGAGGGCCUGGGCUCCCUGGCCGUGCUGUUUGAGGCCAUGCUGGGGGUGCCACAGCUUCUGCAGAACUUCCACAACCACUCCACCCGCGGCAUGAGUCAAAUCCUGUCCUGUCCUCAGCGGAAGAGUUGAGGACAUCUCCACACCCCUCCAUCCAUGAUGAGUCUGUCAUGUCCUGAAGUCAAGCCCCUGAAGACAUCAACCCCUGUUCUGUCGUGUCCUGAAGUCAAGCCCCUGAAGUCCUCAACCACUGUCCUGUCGUGUCCUGAAGUCAAGCCCCUGAAGUCAUCAACCCCUGUCCUGUCAUGUCCUGAAGUCAAGCCUCUGAACACAUAGUCUUGCCUCAUACCCUUAUUCAAUCACUGCUCUGAUCCUUUUCCAACACUGUGUGUGAGUAACCCUCUCAUGUUUGGAUAAAUACCAUGUUUAACCAGAAACUUAACUAAUAUAUCAUAUUAAUAUUAAUCUAAUUCACAACCUGCUUUGACUAAGUCAGACAAAAUAGCUAUUUUUUAUUUAACUAUUGUGUAAUAGUUUUUGUCCAGUCAAAUCCUGUCCUGCCCUCAGCGGAGGAGUUGAGCUCUUCUGCAUCACCCUCAAUCUAUGAUGAACGUGUCUUGCUCUGCUACUUCCUAGACUACCUUGUCCCAUCUCCCUUUUUGACCUCGGGUGUGAUCCCUCUCAACACUACUAGAUUCCACUGAAACUUUUUUUCUCUUCAUCAUCAUGGAGUGUCAAUUUGAAUUUGUCUUUAUCUCUACAUGAUUGAGUGCCUGUCUCUUUCCCAGCACCUAGACUGGUGAGACACCAAAAGACAUCCUGUACCCCGCAGCAGAUUCCAUGGUCAACUUGGACAGCCUGAUCCCCCAACAUCUGUCCAUAGUGUACCACCUGCUAACUUGUGAAAAAUAUACUCAUUGUACCUUUUGUUCUGUAUUUCUAUAAACAUGAUAAACUCAU